This is a messenger RNA of Anguilla anguilla (European eel), 1290 nucleotides long. Its product is annotated as beta-1,3-galactosyltransferase 1-like. Bases 1 to 1290 code for a protein of 429 amino acids. The transcript has a single exon. Gene Ontology annotation, cellular component: membrane. The record is from RefSeq and is a predicted model, not a curated record. Lineage: Eukaryota; Metazoa; Chordata; Actinopteri; Anguilliformes; Anguillidae. Gene Ontology annotation, molecular function: N-acetyl-beta-D-glucosaminide beta-(1,3)-galactosyltransferase activity.
AUGCUGCUGUGCGUGGGGCUCCUGCUGAUGAGCUAUGUCAGCUCAGACCCCUGGUGUGCCACUGUGCAGGGCAGGGCCUGGUGGUGCUGGAGGGUGGGUGAAGGCAUGGCCUCUGCUUCCUCUUUCAGCUACUGGAGCAACACUGCCUGUACUACACCCAACACCACCCGCACUGCACCCAACACCACCCGUGCUACACCCAACGCCACCCACACAGCACCCAACACCACCCGCACUACACCAAACACCACCUGCACUGCACCCAACACCACCCAUGCUACACCCACCACCCGCACUACACCCAACAUCACCCGUGCUACACCCAACACCACCCGCACUGAACUCAACACCACCCGCACUACACCCAACACGAUUACACCCUUGAUGGGUGCAGUCCCCCACCUCACCCAGCCCAUACCCUGGAAGCCGCCAGGCCCCUUUGAGGUUGCAUACCCUCACCUGUAUCACUUUAUCCUGGACCAGCCAGAUAAGUGCCAGGGCCUGGACCCCUUCCUGGUGCUGAUGGUGCCGGUGGCACCCUGGAACAGAGAAGCACGGGAUGCAGUCCGCGCUACCUGGGGGAACCAGAGCCUGGUGUCGGGUGUGACCAUCCGCCGGCUCUUCAUUCUGGGGCUAGCGGACAGGACGGGGCUCCAAGAGGAGCUUUUCCGAGAGAGCUCUGAGCACCACGACCUGCUGCAGGGUGACUUCCUGGACAGCUACCGCAACCUGACCAUCAAGACCAUGCUGAUGAUGGAGUGGCUGGUGGCCCACUGCCCAAAUGCAGCCUAUGCCGCCAAGGUAGACACAGACAUGUUCCUCAACAUGAAGCUCCUUAUCCGCCUUCUGGACCCACAUGCCUCCCGGCCCAAACAUAACUACAUCACCGGCGCCAUUAUCACCGGUGGUGUGGUCCGCCGCGACAAGGGCUCCAGAUGGUACAUGCCCCCAGAAGUGUACCCCAACCCCACAUACCCACUGUACAUCUCGGGGAAUGCCUACGCCUUUUCCAUGGACCUUCCUGGAAAAAUUCUGGAAGCUUCCAGAGUGGUGAAACCCAUCUACCUGGAGGACGUAUACCUGGGCAUGUGCCUGGAGCACCUGGGACUGGAACCCACACCCCUGCCGGACCCGGGGCUGUUCCACCUGUGGCCCCUCCCCUACAGCCGCUGCCAUUACACCAACAUCGUCUCAGUUACUGGGAUGAAGCCUCACCAGCUGCUUCUGUACUGGGCCGACUUCCACAAAGCAGGGCCACCCUGCCCCCACAACCCACAGACACCCCCAUAA